AUGCACUUCGCGCUCCCAACUCGGAACCACCGUUCCUCCCCCUUCCUCGCAGCAUCGUCUGUCCCACGCGCAUACUUCUCCCGACGGCGACCUAUAUACGCCCUCAUCGCGCUCGUGGUAAUCCUGAUCUUAUUCUUUGGCCGAAGCUCUGGCCCAUCACGGCCAUCGGAUGCGCCAGACACAGUGCUAGUUCUACUGGUGGACCGGAAACACCACUCGGGGGAGCAUAUUGAGCGAGUGAUCGAGAAUCGCCGUACAUAUGCUGAAGCCCAUGGCUACGGUCUAUUUGUCAAGUCUACCAGCGACUAUCCAAUCGGGCCUGUCCCCAGCGGCUGGUCCCGCAUCCCCGCUCUCCGCCAUGCCAUGUCCACCUUCCCAUACACAAGCACCUUCUUCUUCCUUGACUCCAACAGCAUCAUCAUGAAUCCAGAGCUCUCCAUCGAAUCCCACAUCAUGGCUCCCGAGCGCCUCACAAAGCUUAUGCGCCGCGAUGUGCCCAUUGUCCCGCCUGACAGCGUAAUCAAGACAUACCGCCACGUACCCGCGGAGCGAAUCCAAUUUGUGCUGACGCAAGAUAAAGAGGGGCUGGAUCCGAGCGCGAUGAUAGUCAAGAGGGGACAGUGGGCAAGUUAUCUGCUUGACGCCUGGUUUGAUCCGAUUUUCAGGCUGUAUGGGUUCCAGAAGGCGGAGAGGCAUGCAUUGGAGCACAUCGUCCAAUGGCACCCCACAAUCCUCACGAAGCUUGCACUGGUCCCACAAAACAUCAUGAACAGCUUCCCCAGCACUGGCAACAGCGAUGAAGGCGCAUACGAGGACGGCGAUUUUAUCCUCAACCUUGGCGACUGCGAGGCAUAUGGGCGCAACUGCGAGAAGGAGUGGAAGAAAUGGAUUGCAAAAAGGGCAGUCUUGGACGAGUAG
Morchella importuna is the source of this 918-nucleotide messenger RNA. RefSeq lists its product as uncharacterized. Gene Ontology annotation, biological process: protein N-linked glycosylation. The transcript is spliced from 3 exons. Gene Ontology annotation, molecular function: alpha-1,6-mannosyltransferase activity. The record is from RefSeq and is a predicted model, not a curated record. NCBI's taxonomy places the organism in Eukaryota, Fungi, Ascomycota, Pezizomycetes, Pezizales, Morchellaceae. Bases 1 to 918 code for a protein of 305 amino acids. Gene Ontology annotation, cellular component: Golgi membrane; mannan polymerase complex.